This is a messenger RNA of Phytophthora sojae, 1599 nucleotides long. RefSeq lists its product as hypothetical. Gene Ontology annotation, molecular function: ATP-dependent protein folding chaperone; ATP binding; ATP hydrolysis activity. Lineage: Eukaryota; Oomycota; Peronosporomycetes; Peronosporales; Peronosporaceae. Gene Ontology annotation, biological process: protein folding. The record is from RefSeq and is a predicted model, not a curated record. Bases 7 to 1599 code for a protein of 530 amino acids. Gene Ontology annotation, cellular component: chaperonin-containing T-complex. The transcript is spliced from 2 exons.
GCCACCAUGAUGCAAGCUCCGGUGAUGGUUCUCAACACCAACACGAAGCGCGAGACGGGCCGCACCGCGCAGCUGGGCAACAUCGAGGCCGCCAAGGCCGUGUCCGACAUCGUGCGCACGACGCUGGGCCCGCGCUCGAUGCUCAAGAUGCUGCUGGACCCGAUGGGCGGCAUCGUCAUGACCAACGACGGCAACGCCAUCCUGCGCGAGGUGGACGUGGCCCACCCGGCGGCCAAGAGCAUGAUCGAGCUGAGCCGCGCGCAGGACGAGGAGGUGGGCGACGGCACCACGUCCGUCAUCAUCCUGGCCGGCGAGCUGCUGGUCGUGGCCGAGCCCUUCCUGUCGCACCAGGUGCACCCGACGGUGAUCAUCCGCGGCUUCAACCGCGCGCUCAACGCGUCCAUCGAGAUCGCCAAGACGCUGGCGCGCACCAUCGACAUCGAUAACAAGGAGGACAUGCGCAACCUCGUGCAGUCGUCCAUCGGCACCAAGUUCUCCCCGCGCGUGGGCAACCUCGUGAGCGACCUGGCGCUGGACGCCGUGCUCACGGUCGUGCGCACCACGGCCUCGGGCCGCAAGGAGGUGGACGUCAAGCGCUACGCCAAGGUGGAGAAGAUCCCCGGCGGCGAGCUCGAGGACAGCCGCGUGCUCAAGGGCGUCAUGUUCAACAAGGACGUGACCCACUCCAAGAUGCGCCGCCGCAUCGAGAACCCGCGCGUGCUGCUGCUGGACUGCCCGCUCGAGUACAAGAAGGGCGAGAGCCAGACGAACGUCGAGCUCACCAACGACCAGGACUGGAACACGCUGCUGCGCCUCGAGGAGGAGUACAUCGAGAACCUGUGCGCGCAGAUCGUGGCCAUGAAGCCCGACGUCGUCAUCACGGAGAAGGGCGUGUCCGACCUGGCCCAGCACUACUUCGUCAAGGCCGGCAUCACGGCCUUCCGCCGCCUGCGCAAGACGGACAACAACCGCGUGGCGCGCGCCACAGGCGCCACCAUCGUGAGCCGCGCGGACGAGAUCCAGGAGGCCGACAUCGGCACCAAGUGCGGCCUCUUCGAGGUGCGCAAGCUGGGCGACGAGUACUUUGCGUUCUUCGAGGAGUGCAAGGACCCGGGCGCCUGCAGCAUCCUGCUGCGCGGUGGCAGCAAGGACGUGCUGAACGAGAUCGAGCGCAACCUCCAGGACGCCAUGCAGGUGGCGCGCAACGUUGUGUUCGAGCCGCUGCUGCUGCCCGGUGGCGGCGCCACGGAGAUGCGUCUGGCGCACGAGCUCAAGAAGCGCGCGGACGAGAUCGAGGGCGUGGAGCAGUUCCCGUUCCGGGCAGUGGGCGAGGCGCUCGAGGUCAUCCCGCGCACGCUGCUGCAGAACUGCGGCGCCGACGUGGUGCGCGUCAUGACGUCGCUGCGCGCCAAGCAGGCCGAGACGGAGGAGUCGUACGGCGUGGACGGCGUGACCGGCAAGGUGACACCGUCGGAGGAGCUGGGCGUGUGGGAGCCCUUCCAGGUCAAGACGCAGUCCAUCAAGACAGCCGUGGAGGCUGCGUGCAUGCUGCUGCGCAUCGACGACAUUGUGUCUGGCCUGGCCAAGAAGAAGAACUAG